Culex quinquefasciatus (southern house mosquito) is the source of this 6805-nucleotide messenger RNA. RefSeq lists its product as uncharacterized. The transcript has 7 exons. The record is from RefSeq and is a predicted model, not a curated record. The coding region runs from base 443 to 6790 and encodes 2115 amino acids. NCBI's taxonomy places the organism in Eukaryota, Metazoa, Arthropoda, Insecta, Diptera, Culicidae.
AUAUAUCGGGGGAGCCAAGUGCUGGAAUUGGGAAGUUCAAGUGUUUUGUUUUUUCGCGAUGGAAACAUGACACGACGCCAAAUCGGUUGUCGUCUCACAGUUUGGUUUUGAUUUCCAAUCGAUUUUCCCGCCCUGUUUUAUUUUCGAGUAUUUGUGAAUAGUGCCAAUGUCUGUGCGUGUACCGUUAACGAGAGGGGGUCCUUACGGAUCAUCAGCUCGUCGAAGCUUUCCGUUUGUUCACAUUCUUUUUUCUCCUGCAAGAAAUCCUUACUAAUGGUGCGCGAUGAGGGAAAUUCCGUCGUGAAAGACGAGCUGACUACGCCGGGAGAAAUGGUGUCACAUUAAAGUGGUUCAUCUUUUGUCGUUCGAUCGCGAAGAAGAAAAACGAAGAAGACGAAGCAAUAGAGGGUCCCUUUGGGGAAGUGUGAAAUCUUGAGCCGGAAUGAAUCUGCAUAAGCUGAGCAAACGUCACUCGAUUCAUUCGAUGCAGCAGCAGCAGCCACCAGCAUCGUCGACAGGAACUGCAACAGGACGACAAGCGGAUGAGUUUUCCGGCGCUGAUGCGACGACUUCCGGUGGCAAGCAGCAACAACAGCAGCAGCAGCGGAAGAAGGGAAAGUUUAGGCUCAAGGAACGUUCCUGCUCGUCGGUCCGGGAGCGCUUCGUAAACGAUCCGGCAUACACGGAGGACGUGCGCCACCUAGCGCUGCCGAUGCGCCGCAACAGUGGCCCCGAGCACCACGGCGCGGCCGGUGCGUCCUCGCGCCGGUUCUACACGAUGCCCAAAAAGAAGUCCAACUCGGUCGGGAAGGACUACCUGCGGAGUAGCAGCGGUUCGCGGGGCAGUCGCGAGUUUUACACGGUAGAUGUGACGGCGGAACUGGCCAGGGUGACGAACACCCCGGAACCGGUCGAUCAGAGCAAUGUGCAGGUUAAGGUGAGAAGGAAGAAGUACAACAAUCACAACAGUUCGGCGGAGAUGUUACGUUUCAACGAUGAGUCGAGCAGUUCGGACAAUUUGAGACAUAGCAAGAGUUCGACGCUGGAGCGGCGGGGCAGGAGUUUAGAUCGGAGGGGGUUGGGGGAUCGUGAACCUACGGGGUGGUUUCAGCGAGAAGGGUCCAGGAAGGAAGUGGAGGAGGAGGAAAGAACACGUGGUAGGAAUAGGAACGUUAUGAGGAGGCAGAAUGCUGCGGGGUCGACUACUCCGGAUUCGGCAAUGCAGCAAGAGGAUGAAGAUGCGAUGUACAGAGCGGCAAAGGUGGCUGCUCAAGCCGCGGUUGCAGCUGGGGAAGACGUCAAGGAAAGCAAGAGCAAGUUUCAAAUUGGAAAGCGAUUCUUGAAAGGGGAAAUUGGUAUCAAGAGUUUCAACUAUUACCUGUUGAAGGAAGGAUUGAAAUCUUCCAAGAAGAAUCUGCUGAAGCAGAAGUCGGCACCGGUUGAAGUGGUUGAGGUGGUGCAGCCAGUGGUUGUAGCAGUUCCUCAGGAACGAAGACCUUCUGGCUUGUCAAAGAGCGAGGAAAACAUCUAUGAAGAGAUUUACUUUGAAGAGAAGCCCGGAGAUUCUAACGACGAGAAAAUUCAGUUCAUCGAUUGUGAACUAUGUGUGCAAGAGUGCAACAACAGUAACUGUGAGGUUUGCCACAGCCGUGUUCCAAAGCACAAACUGCAGCAACAUCAUCACCACCAGCAGCAUCAGCAGUUGCCACUUCCACCACCACCACAGGUUCCGAAACCGUCGGUGGAUAAGCAGAACAUCUACGAGCAACUGAAGCAGAUACCACUACCGGGAACGCCUGGCCCUCCGCCUCCGUAUCAAGCGGUUGAGGGUGGUGAUCUGAGUAGCGUUUACCAGUCGUCAUCUUCGAUGACGUACGGCUCAAGUCCCGGUAAUGUACUCCAGUACCAGUCAUACAAUCCGAAAAAUCCUAACGUGUUCAAAAUCGAAACAACUCCAGUUGCGUUCAGCUGUGACUACAACCCGAUACAGCAAAUAUACUAUAAACCAGGUUACGGAAGCGUCCAGCAGCAGCAGCGUCCGCAGCACAUCUACCAGCGGCCACAUAACCUCACGUCAAGCUCCCAAUCCGACUUUUACCAAGAGGUGAACAGGAAGAAAUCAUCAUCCUCGUCGGAUUCGCUGCAAGCUCGAAUGCAGCGUGAGCUGUACCAGCAAGCCAGUCUGUACUACUACCAACAGGCUCAGAAGCAAACGGGCGCUGGUUCCGGUGCCAAUCCCUCGGACCCCUCCAAGAUCUAUAAAACUAACUCGAACGCCUCAAUCCUUAGCGAAGCGUCCGCCAAGAGUGAAAACUCGCUCAAGCAUCCGCAGCGUACCGGAAACAUGUCGGACUCCUCCCUGGGAGAUUCCCUGUUUUCCUAUCCGGCAAACCGACGCUACUUUGGAAGUUCGGAAAGCUGUCGCUUUGCCUCCGAGUGCCGCCGCUGCAGUCUGGAUGUGGACAAGUGCAGCUACUCGGACACAUGUCGGUACGACUGCCGCAAUUGCGACUGUUCGUCGAGCUACUUUUCGUCGGACUUUGACGAUCCGGCUGCUGGAGGGCGAAAGAGCGGUUCGCGACAGGAUAACUACGGCGUUCCGGCGUACGCCGAGGACUUUAUGAAGCACGUGAACAACGUUAAGCGAAAUCAGCUUGGUCAGCAGAAGCAAACCGCCAGCGGUAAAAUCUACGAAACUCCAACGACUUAUGCCGGGGUAUCCAAGAAGACUCACCACGAGCAUACCUAUGAAACGUUGAAGAAUAAUGUGAUUCUGUACCAACAGCCCUACAAAUCCACACCAAAAUACGAAGAAAGCAGCAGGCUUUCCAUUAGUCAAAGCCAUGAGCUUCUGUUGAGUCCCUCUAGAUCAAAAAUCCCUCUUGAGUCACGGUACUCCCUUGGAGGAGGUCCCCCAUCCACCGCCAUAAGCCGCUACGGCUACGCCAAGUCCUCCAGCACCCUUCCGGCUGCAUCAUCCUUCGCAGCCAAAACUAGAAGCACCGAGUUCUUCCCGCAAGCCGGAUCCCUCCCGAAAGCAACCCUCUCCAAGCUGAACCACGACUACGCGGAAAUCGUUCAACUCCCAACCCCCGCCGCCCCUCCCAAGGACCCCAAACGGAGCUCGAACGUCAAAUAUACCGCUCCACAACCCCCGAAACCUGCGACAACGCCCACGACCCGUCGCCAAGCUCCGCCCAUCCCGGCAAAUCCACCGCUUGCCAGCGACCCCCUCGAGACCCGAUCUAUCGGAGGAGGUUCCGACCGGGACAAGUCCCUCCCGCGCAAAGAUCGUGCCGACUUUGAGAAAAGCAAGCGGGGAGCGGCGGCGGCAGUUGCGGCUAGUUUACAGGAUCAGCCGCAGGAAAAGAAGGAGCCGAAGGAGCAACCGGUGCAACAACUGACGGUGGCCACGGCGAAGAAGGAAAAGAAAGAAAGACGGCAUCCGGCCAGGAAGAAGGUGGAGGACGACGGGAACUUUACCGACGACGAAGACGAUGAGGUGUUUCUGAGUGAGAGGAGCAACGAGAAGCUGAGGAGUGCGCGGAAAGAGAAUCCACCGAAAGAGCAAACCACAACAAACGCGGCUGCCGUUGCCGGUUCGGCGGAGCCGAGCUCACAACCACCACCAAGGCAGCAACCAAAACAAACCGUGAGUUCCACCACCCCCCAGAGGAACUCACCCAAUGAAAGCGAGAGUUUGCGCACUUUGGCGGCGGCACCGUCCGAGCGCGCGAGUGACCGGAGAGUGAGUGACGGCGGCGGCCCAUCGAAGAUCGCCAAAACAGCAGACGCGCUGCUCAGUUCCGAUCUUGCCGUCCCAGGUGAAACAUCGGCGCGUCUGACGGUUCCGGCGUCCGACCAGGCUGUCCCUUCGAACAGAUUCGACGAGAAAAGCUCCCCAGCGGCAAGUGCCUCCCCGUCGCGGUCCCCAUCCGCCACCAGCGUAGCUUCCGGCAAGGAUAAUCCCCCGCCAGUGGAACAAGACAACAAUGCCGGUGAACCUGAAGCUAAGGUCGUCGAUGGUGAAGCCGAAGCCGAUAAAUUAGUUACCAACGAUGAAUCCGGUGAACUCGAGCUCGACUUUCCGCUGCCGGAGAUUCCCGUGAAGCACGAUCUGGGAACGUCGUCGGACGCCAGCUUUCGGACUGCGACGGACAACGACACUGCGACAACUACGACGACCACCACCGGGGAUGAUGUGAGGAGAUCUCCGAAGGUCUCGAGUAGGAACAAAGACAAAUCGGGCGCCGAAGAGAUGCACUAUCGAAAUCCAAACGACCCCAAACCGACGUACCUGUUUGGGGAAAAUCUCAAAAAGAAUGAAAUCUUCCUCAACAAAUCGGGCUGGGUGCAGGUCAGCCAGCCUUCGCAACACCCAGGAGGACCCGGCCCGCAGCGAGGGUCGGCCGUCCGGGCCAAAUCACUCCAGUCCGAGUUGAUGUCCGGUGGGCCAAAGGUCUCCCGGAGGUACAUCGAGUACGACGAGAAUCGCUACGGCAGGGGAACCAAAAUUGAAGAUCUCAUCAACCGUAACGAAGCCCGACGGAGUCAACUGCAGAAAAUCCAAAGACAGGACAAUGUGACCAUCCUAAAGAUCGACCCCCAACAUCCGGGCGGUCGUCCGGAAUGUCUACCAAUCAAACGGAACCUGGCAGACAACUCACCACCUCCGGUAACCCCAAUUCUGUCACCACCACCGGCCUUCCAAGACUCCAAGUACAAGACGCGCCUCAGCGAUAUCAAACCUGGCACCAGGAUCUUCCUGUCCGUCGUGGACAACGAGAACCGCAACCCCAAAGGAAUGGUCUUCUCGCGCAGCUUCGAGUACGACCUCCGGCAACGGUACGCAGCCGGAUCUUCCUCCCAACACCAAAACCCCCCGCAACAACAACAACAAACGCAAAAGCAAUCCUACUCGGACUUUUCCAAAAGUUUCGACUUUGAAUCGUCCCGCUCAGCGGCCAUGCCCAAAACCACGGACCAACCCUUCAUCCGGCGGAACCGAUCGCCGACCUUCGCCACCCUCACCGGCAACUCGCCCAACUACCUGACCAAAAAGGAAAAGCCGAAAGACCCCUCGCCAGUCUUCCCCAAGUCCAUCCCCGGCACCGGUCUGCCCAACUCCGGUGGGUACGAACCUCUGAAGCGGUUCGGUGACAAGAACAAAUCGCUCGACUCGAUGAUGUCUUCCAGUGGGAUGGCGGGAGGAGGAGGUGGCCGUUCGCGGCGGUCACAGUUUUCGACCAAGGCCAACUCGACGCCCGGGCUGCCCACGUACGGAAGCAGCUUCCGGUCCGAUUCGGUGGGCAACACGCGGCUCAACUCCUGUGAUAGUGGAGCGAGAUCGGAUUACUCCAACGACGGCGUCGAAGACGACGACGACGACGAAGAGGACGUCAGCGAGGACCAGUCCUCCUCGCUGGCGCUCAGCUACAAAUCAACCACCUCGUACAUGAACCAAAUGAAGGGCCGAGCAGCUGCGGCCGCCAUGUACAGCUCCAGUCAACAGCAACAACAACAACUUCAGCAACAGCUAUCCGGUUCCGGCAACACGUUAACGGCUCACGCCGCCCUGAAGCCGCAACGCUCGCUCACUCCGGAACGGCUGUACGACAACGACGACUACGAAAGCAUGCGAAAUCUGAAGAAACAACGCUCGCUAACGCCGGAAAAGCGGUCCCGAACGCCGGACGAUCGACCCUCGAAGGCGGCCACCGCACGUGGCAAGGGUGAAAUCAACAGCUCGCAGUCAUCGCUGGUCUCACGGCAAAGUUCCGGCUCGAGAAGCAGCACGCUGGAGCGACGGUACGACGAGGCUUGCAUGAGUCGAAGUACGUCGAGCUCUAGUUACAGCGGUGACGAAGCUCACACCUCGUCAUACCGAAGGAGUCAGCUGAGGGGAGGUUCCGGAGCGAAUUUGCGGCCAGGGAAUGUCGGUGGAGAUUACAAAAUUCGAAGAUCGAGUUGUACCGCUAGUUCCUGUGACUUUUGGCCACACUGUGGCGCGGCCACGACGCCGCAAACGCUGACGGUCGUCGGCCACGGCCAGUUGACAAAGUCGGGUAGUGAGAACUGUUUGAACAGACGAAGUCUCGUGGUUGGUGACAUUGUUCCUACCGGUGUUAGUAGUGCAGGUGGUGCUGGUUCAGGUGAAGUGAUUGUAAUCAGCGGUGGAAGCCGCGGUGCCACGAUGGUCCCCGUCAAGGCCAACAGUUACGGGGGCACGAGCGGGCACGCCCCGCUCCGCAAGCAGCAGAACGUCGAAAUCCACGACCGGGAUCUGCCGGCGGUGCUCGGAACACCGCGCUAUCUGUACGGAAUGACCUCGGCCAAGGCAAACUCGAUAACGUUCCUCGGCGAGCACGAGAUGCCGAUCACGCGGGAUCCGACCCAACAGCUGACCGGCGGCAGCAACAAUCGUCAGGACUCGACCACUUCCUCCAGGAGAUCCCGCGACGGGAACGGAGGAAGCAGCAACAGUAGCGUGAAAAGCAAUAGCAGCAACAACUACAAAGUUAGUCGAAGUCCGAACAACCGCAGGCACGGAUCGAACGGAAGUGGUGGCUCGGGAUCGGCGGUGGCGUCGUCGGGAAAGGGGGAAGUUGUGGCCGUGGCGGCGGCGUCCACGGCUUCGGUGGAGAAGACUGGCUCUGGAAGCGAUGGGCGUGAUAGGAAAGCAAGCAGCAAACCAUACUCGAUGAGGCCCCGUUCGGCGUCUAUCAAGCGGAAGUUCGAGAUGAAGCUCAAAAGUCGCUCGCUGCCAAAGUCCUUCAUGCGCCACAGGUGAGUGUUUGCUUUUAGA